Molecule: messenger RNA, 528 nt
Organism: Haliotis rubra (blacklip abalone)
Lineage: Eukaryota; Metazoa; Mollusca; Gastropoda; Lepetellida; Haliotidae
Exons: 2
Coding region: 163-528 (121 amino acids)
Source: RefSeq, a predicted model, not a curated record
UUGCAUACACCCAACUCACUCACUCACUUAAACUGACUACACGUCGUGUGUUAUAUAUGAUUCCCCAAACUCUCAAUUUUAAAUUCUAUCAUUGGAAAUGAUCCCCUUUCAUUAUCAUACUGUCAUUUUCACUUUUAAUUCCACUGUUGCAGGUUCAUCACAAUGGCACGUGAUAAUUACGUUGAGGACCUCACCUUGAGGCUUCUUGAGCACAUCCAUGAGAAGGUGAAGGCCUCCGUCCGCCCUCAGGUCAACGUGGAAGAGACGGCCAAACAGUUAGAAAAGAACAUUCGAAAAAAAAUGGAAAAAGCCUUGAACAAGUCUCUGAAUAAUCUAGAAAGAAGGUUCUUCAAGUACGCAGAGUGUGUAGACGUCUCUGAAAACAGGCAGUUCAAACGGAUCUCAAGGUUGAUAUCAAGGGCUGAGAACGACGUGGACGCCAACUUUAAUGAAGGUCAAACACAAACGGGAAUCGUUGCAGGAAGAGCAUCCGGCCAUGGACAACUGCUGCCCACGCGUCAAACUUAA